GAGAAUUUUGUCUCUCUUGUUCCCUAUCGCACAAGAAGAUUUUCUUGGACGCGGUUUUGGACAGUGGACACGCUGGACGCGGAGCAGGAUCCACGCAGGAGGCACAAACCGGACACCGUAUUCUUCAUUUGCGGUUUUAACACGAUGGGUGAGUUCAGUGUUGGAUCGGUUUUUUCUUGUCAGGGAUGCAGCGAAUGGUCCAACGUCCUGCGGCAAGAGCCAGCCUUCGGUGAGGUGAACCAGCUCGGCGGUGUUUUCGUGAACGGCAGGCCGCUCCCCAACGCCAUUCGGCUCAGGAUUGUGGAGCUGGCCCAGCUCGGGAUUCGACCCUGUGACAUUAGCAGGCAGCUGCGCGUCUCCCACGGCUGCGUCAGCAAGAUCCUGGCCCGCUACAACGAGACCGGCUCCAUCCUCCCGGGGGCCAUCGGAGGCAGCAAGCCGCGGGUCACCACACCCACCGUGGUCAAACACAUACGGACAUACAAGCAGAGAGACCCGGGGAUUUUUGCCUGGGAGAUCCGGGACAGGCUACUCGCCGACGGGGUUUGCGAUAAGUUCAACCUUCCCUCUGUCAGCUCCAUCAGUCGGAUCCUCCGCAACAAGAUCGGGAAUCUGUCCCAGCAGAGCCAGUACGAGUCGGGCAAGCAGGCGCCUCAUCCACCCCCACAACCAACGUUACCCUACAACCACUUAUACUCAUACCCGACCUCCAAAGUGCCCACUCCCCCUGGCAUGCCCACCCUUCCCGGACACAUGGCCAUGCACAGGAUAUGGCCUUCCUCGCACUCUGUAACAGAUAUUCUGGGGAUACGGUCUAUUACAGAGCAACAAAUUAGUGACAGUCCAUCCUUUUCCAGCGCCAAACUAGAAGAAUGGAGCGCUAUAAACAGGACUAAUUUCCCACCAGCAAGCUCUCCACUAGUCAAUGGCGUGGAUAAACCGCAUUUAGAACCUGAAGCAAAAUACACACAGACGCUGAAUGGAUUGCCCACAGUGAACAGCUAUGUCACAGCACCCAGCAUCCCUCCCUACCACCCUCCCACCCAAGUGUCACCCUACAUGGGGUACAGCGCCACCACGUCGGCCUAUGUGACCGGACCCACAUGGCAGCCGGCCAGUGGCAGUGCUCUAUCUCCCCACAGCUGUGACAUCGCCACCCCUCUGGCCUUCAAGAGCAUGACGGCCAACCGUGACGCCAUCCACCCGGUCACCGCCUCGGCGCUGUGAAGUCAUCUCCACAGAUUGAUGGGAGAAAGAACAGCGGGGGGGGGGGGGGGGGGGGGGGGGAGGGAGAGGUGGAGGGAGAGGUGAGAGAUGAUGAGGACAGUAGACACCAAGACUGUCCCCUCUGGCAUCACUUCAUUCCCACUGCCUCCUUUCUAUGAAGGACUCGGCCCCAGGACCCAUAUUUGUGCCGUUCUGUAUGCAACCCCUCCUCCUCCUCCUCCUCCCUGACACACACAGUCAGACCAAAGACACACAAGGAAUAAAAAGUCUGUCAAUUUUCACCACAAACUUGUUGUCUGAAAGAACAUGCAGGACAGGUGUACUGAAGGACUGAUGUAUGACUGCUACACCAUCCAUCAACACAAUUCCUCUCAGAUUCUUUACUGCACACUUCUGCAAAUGUCUUUGGGCAAAGUGGGGUAAUGUAUAACUUCAUGAAUAAGCAAUCAAAGAAGAGGGGAAAAACUUUGCAUUAGUGUUUCAGGGUGCUUAUUAAUUGCUAUUGUUUUUUUUUUAAUGUUUGUAUGCUUUUUGUUGUUGUUGUUGUUUAUGUUUUGAUAAAAGUAACUGUCCUAUGGUGCAUUGUUUUCCCACUUCUCUAAAAAUGUAGCCUACGCGAGAGCUCCAGAGAGAAGUUUAUUUAUUAGAUUAAGGUACGUUGAAUGAAGUGCAAUUAGCCUUACAGACAGCAUGGGAAUCUCCACGCACGUUUAGACAAAAUUGGCAUCGGUCUUAUGUUGGAGUCUAGAGCAUUAACAAUUGACAAAUGUUGCACAAUGAAAUUGAAUGUAUCUUAUUAAAUUGUUUGGCUGUUA
Messenger RNA from Toxotes jaculatrix (banded archerfish), 2042 nucleotides. RefSeq names its product paired box 9 (gene pax9). The transcript has 4 exons. The coding region runs from base 145 to 1227 and encodes 360 amino acids. NCBI's taxonomy places the organism in Eukaryota, Metazoa, Chordata, Actinopteri, Toxotidae. Gene Ontology annotation, molecular function: RNA polymerase II cis-regulatory region sequence-specific DNA binding; DNA-binding transcription factor activity, RNA polymerase II-specific. Gene Ontology annotation, biological process: regulation of transcription by RNA polymerase II; anatomical structure development. The record is from RefSeq and is a predicted model, not a curated record.